GUAGCUACAACUUCUUUCUGCCUUUCAUGCGCCACUGCGACAAGCGCACGACCUAGCAAACGGCUGUGGACUACGCAAGACCACCCCGGGAUGAUGUCACCCUCCCCAACGCCCCUCCACCGGUGACCCUAAACCACAGCACAAGCGAUGUUCACCUUCAAUCCUCUCCUCGGCGCGCAGUCGCCAUCGCGCGCCUCCCAAUCCCUCCUCGAAUUCAGCGGCGGCAUCAAGAUCCUCGUCGACGUCGGCUGGGACGAGAGCUUCAAUGCCUGGGACCUGCAAGAGCUGGAGAAGCACGUGAACACGCUCAGCAUCAUCCUCCUCACCCACCCGACCCUCACACACAUCGGCGCCUACGCGCACUGCUGCAAGCAUGUUCCCGGCUUCAGCAGGAUCCCGGUGUACGCGACGACGCCGGUGGUCAAUCUGGGGAGGACGUUGAUGCUCGAUCUCUACGGCAGUAGUCCUUUGACUGCCUCUACUCUGUCGUUUGGCAGUCUUUUGCCUGUUUCAGAAGCGGAAUCAGAUCGCGCCAGCCUCUUGCUGCAGCCGCCGACGCCCGAGGAGAUUGCGUCGUAUUUUGGCCUCAUCAACCCUCUCAAGUACUCGCAGCCGCAUCAGCCGAUCCCUUCACCGUUCUCGCCUUCCCUCUCCGGCUUGACCAUUACUGCAUACAGCGCGGGGCACACACUAGGAGGAACGAUAUGGCACAUCCAACACGGGCUGGAAAGCAUCGUCUAUGCCGCCGACUGGAAUCUGGCUCGAGAGCGCUUCUUGCCCGCCGCAGCAUGGCUGAGCUCGGGCAGUGGCAUUCUUGACCCUUUACACCGUCCAACGGCACUCAUCUGCUCCAGCAGAGGCGUGGAGCGGGAAGAACGGCUCACCGUCGACACCCGCAACGACACCCUCAUCUCACUCAUUCGAGACACCAUUGCCCAAGGCGGAAAAGUUCUCAUCCCCACCGAUUCAUCGGCGCGAGUAUUGGAGCUUGCAUAUGUGCUCAACCAGCACUGGCGCAGCAACGUUGAUGGCCCGCACUCCAGUACCUACAAGAACACCAAAAUCUACAUGGCCUCGCGAUCUAGCUCCACCACCCUCCGCUACUUGCAGAGCAUGCUGGAAUGGAUGGACGGACAAAUUACCCGUGACGCGGAGGCGGCCAUCACACAGGGCCAGGGUGCCGGAGGCGCUGUCAAUCCGCUGGACUGGAAGUUUGUGCGGCCCAUUGAGAAGCAGACUCAGGUAGAACGGGCGUUAGCGAGGAGCAAACCAUGUGUUUUGCUGACAAGCGACACCACGAUCGAGUGGGGCUUCUCGAGGCAAGCCUUGGAAAGUCUCGCAUCGGACGCGAAGAACCUGAUCAUCUUGACGGAGCAGUCGCAGCAAGGCGGCGGGUCGCGAGCUGGUGUUGGUCGGCGUCUGUGGGAUUUGUACCAGGAUUCUCAGGGCUCGACUGCCGGUCAGAACGGGACGAAAGUUGUUGAUGCAAGUGGUGCUACCGUGGACAUACGCGAUGCUGCUCCCGAGCCUCUGAACGACGAGGAAACAGCCGUCUACCAGCAGUACCUGGCGAGACAACGACAAAUGCACAGCACAUUGCAAGGCGACAACACGCUCCUCGAUGGAACGGGAGCGGGCAUGGGAGACGAUCAGGCCUCCGAAUCCUCAGAGUCGUCCGAUGAGGAUGAAGACGCCGAGCAUCAGGGACGGGCGUUGAAAUUGUCAGCGCAAUUGACCUCAAACAAGCGUAAAGUCGGAGCUUUGACCGACAAGGAGUUGGGCAUCGACAUUCUGCUCAGAGGCAAGGCCGUCCACGAUUACGACGUACGCAACAAACGAGGUCGGGAGAGGAUGUUUCCAUUCCUCCCGCGCCGAUCUCGCGACGACGACUUUGGCGAUGUCAUCAAGCCGGAAGAGUAUCUGCGAGCGGACGAAAAGGAUGAAGGAGAGGCUUUGGAUGUCACUGGGGAGCAAGAAAGUACAUCAGUUGGGCAGAAAAGAAAAUGGGAUGAUUCUACCGUGUCCAAGAAGAACGCGCGCGGAGACAAGGCGGGCAACAAACGCGCAAAGGUUGAGCCGUCAGCGAAGAAAGACCGGGCCCCAGACGCCAUCGAUGCCCUCAUUGCCAAAGCUACCGGCGAGGCGAAAGCGGGCACCGGUGGCGCGAAUGGCGCGGGCGCCGCAGAUGAUCAAAGCAGCGACAGCGAGGAGAGCGAGUACGAGCCGGACGACGCUGCUCCAUCCUACAUCGGUCCGCAGAAAGUCGUCUUCACCACUCGCGCGCUGCAGCUCGACUUGCGCAUCGCGUACGUCGAUUUCACUGGACUAUAUCGGCUCAACGACAUGAAGUCGCUCAUUGGAAACAUCAACCCGCGAAAGCUCAUCGUCACCGCUGGCGAUGAGCAUGAAACGCAGACGCUCGCCACGGCGUGUCGCGAGGCUGAAGGCGGUCAGGCGGUGCAAGGCGAGACUUUCACGCCGCGCACGGGAGAGUGCGUUGAUGCGAGCGUGGACACGAAUGCGUGGACGGUGAAGCUGACGCGCGGCUUGAUGAAACGCUUGCGAUGGAGUCACGCGCCCGGAGGGCUGGAAGUCGUGGCUCUGGCCGGCAAGUUGGAAGCCGGCGGGGAAGAGGAGGCAGCGGCAGCGGCAGAAGAGAGCAGCGCGGCGAAGAAGAAGCUGAAGCUCAUCAAAGGCGAAGGAGCAAGCAGCGGCGCUGGCAGUGAAGGCAACCCCACCCUACCAAUCCUCGACCUCGUCUCCGCGCACCAAACUCAUCACCAGCGCACUCAACCCCUGCGUGUCGGCGACUUGAGCCUCCCGCAGAUCCGCGAAGCGGUCCAGCGACAAGGCCACACCGCCGAGUUUCGCGGCGGCGGCACGCUGCUCGUCGACGGGACGGUCGUGGUGCGCAAAAGUCCGGUCACCGGGGGCAUUGAGGUCGAGGCGGGCAAUUCGGGGUUUGGGCUGCCGCAUUGGCGCACUCGGGGGCCGGAUGGCCGCGCGAAUACGGAGGGGACGUUUUAUGCGGUGAAACAGUUGAUUUAUGAUCGGUUGGCUGUUGUCAUUGGGGCGUGAGAGUGGACUCUAGUAUCUAGAAUACAACAGCUCUCCUUUUCGCUGCUGCUAUAUCUCCGUUCCCAUUUGAACACCGAUUUCUAGCCAUAGCAAAGGAGACCUCUUGAACAGCAGGUCAUUGCCACCGGUGAGCCCGAGCACGCUCAACUCCGUUCGUUCAUUCUCUGCGCCACCAGGCUGAAGAUGGCCACGGAUGACAUGAACAGUACGAGAUUGUAGAAGGCAUUGCGAGAGUACGCGCUCUCCUCGGCCUCCGUGCGCGCGUCUACGAAGAGGCGUCGCAGGUUGGGGAGAUUUGAUGCCAUGUCUCCAUCUAUCAGAUUGAUCGGGCUAUUCGGCCGCCAUGG
Neohortaea acidophila is the source of this 3425-nucleotide messenger RNA. RefSeq names its product beta-lactamase-like protein. Gene Ontology annotation, cellular component: mRNA cleavage and polyadenylation specificity factor complex. Gene Ontology annotation, molecular function: RNA binding. Lineage: Eukaryota; Fungi; Ascomycota; Dothideomycetes; Mycosphaerellales; Teratosphaeriaceae. The transcript has 3 exons. The record is from RefSeq and is a predicted model, not a curated record. The coding region runs from base 148 to 3078 and encodes 976 amino acids. Gene Ontology annotation, biological process: mRNA 3'-end processing by stem-loop binding and cleavage.